Molecule: messenger RNA, 1696 nt
Organism: Phoenix dactylifera (date palm)
Lineage: Eukaryota; Viridiplantae; Streptophyta; Magnoliopsida; Arecales; Arecaceae
Product: nuclease
Cellular component (GO): ESC/E(Z) complex; PRC1 complex
Molecular function (GO): chromatin binding
Source: RefSeq, a predicted model, not a curated record
AUGCAACGAAUAAUUAGUAAAGAGUAAAAAGAGGGAAGCGCCCAAAAAAUCGUCCGAGCGAGAGAGAGAGGAGACUGGGAGGAGGGGAAGUCCCUCUGCUCGAUGGCUCCGCCGAAGAAAUCGAAGAAAACCAAACGGAAAGCAAAAUUCGGCGACAAAAGCAGCACGGACCCCAAACCGGCAGAACCCAAGGCGUUGGAAAUCGAUUGGUGGUACAGCUUCUGGCAGAAGAAUUGCAAUUCUGGGCCAGCUGUUCCAACUGAUGAAGAUGAGGCAUUCAAAUAUUUUUUCAGGGUGUCAAAGAAGACCUUCGAGUACAUCUGUUCGCUAGUGAGGCAGGAUCUAGUGUCAAGGCCUCCUUCAGGUCUCAUAAACAUUGAAGGCAGGCUUCUCAGUGUUGAGAAGCAAGUUGCCAUUGCCCUGAGAAGGUUAGCAUCUGGCGAGUCCCAAGUAUCAGUUGGGGCUGCAUUUGGUGUUGGGCAAUCAACAGUUUCUCAGGUGACCUGGAGAUUUAUUGAGUCAAUGGAAGAGCGAGCACGACACCAUAUCAAAUGGCCUGACCCAGACAGAAUGGAGCAAAUCAAAAACCAGUUUGAGACAACCUAUGGUCUACCUAAUUGCUGUGGAGCAAUUGAUGCAACGCAUAUCAUCAUGACGCUGCCAGCAGUGGAGUCAUCAGAUGAUUGGUGUGACCAUGAGAGAAACUAUAGCAUGUUCUUACAAGGUAUAGUAGACCAUGAAAUGAGGUUCAUUGACAUAGUGACUGGUUGGCCUGGAGGCAUGACUGUUUCCCGCCUACUGAAGUGUUCGGGCUUUUUCAAACACUGCGAGAGUGGGAAGCGUUUGAAUGGGCCAGUUAGAAUGUCUGCAGAAAAAACAGAGAUCAGAGAAUUCAUAGUGGGAGAUGCAGCCUAUCCUCUUCUUUCGUGGCUCAUGACUCCAUACGAUGGUAAAGGCAUAUCAGCUUCAAUGGCUGCCUUCAAUGCGAAACACAAUGAAGUAAGGUUGCUAGCAGGGAGGGCCUUGUCACAACUAAAGGGUGUCUGGAGGAUCCUACACAAAGUCAUGUGGAGACCAGAUAAGCACAAGCUGCCAAGCAUCAUCCUCGUCUGCUGUCUACUUCACAACAUAAUUAUUGAUAACGGGGAUGAACUGCAUGCCAAUGUUGCCCUAUCGGAUCACCAUGAUGCUGGUUACAAAGAACAAAGCUGUCAGCAAGUGGAUCCUGACGGCAAGGCUAUGAGAGAGACCCUGGCCGGACAUCUGCACUGUUAUGAGGCAUCUCAUUUGAGUUGAGAAAAAUUGAAUGGUGAUGUAGUGGAUUGAAUGCCUGCUUACAGAUGUAUUUUUGUUGCAUCUGACAGCUUAAGCACCUGGAAAAUGGAACUUGGUGGCCGUUGAAGUAUUUAUCUAUUUCCUUGAUGCUUAAUGUUCAACAGAAUGAGAUUCUAUUUUUCUGCUUAAUUCCUACUUUUAGCCUUAUGUUACUUCUAGCAGGCUGUGUACAAAAUGACAGGCCCCUGUUCUCUCUUCGCAGGGACUGAUGAUCUAGGAGGGACUGCUUUUUCGCUUUGUUCGCAGAAUGCUCAACAUGAUCUUAGAUCUCUGCUCUUGCCACCAUUGGCAGAUUGUGUUAUUGGUUGCACAAUUUGGUCUUUACAAAAUUUUGAAGAUUCAAUAUAUAACUGGUUUCGUA